AUAAAAAAGCUAACAGGUAUGACCACAUAUUAUUAUCAUAUCUUAACUAGGACUAGCUGCAAGCCAUGCUACCCAAUCACUCCAUCUAUCUCUCCUCAUCAUCAUCAUCUUCUUCUUCUUCUAAGCUUAAAUUCUUUUCCCAAGAAAUCCGCCAUGACUGCACCACCACCAAAAGGAAAAGAAAGCCUGCUGGAACUCCAGAUCCUAAUGCGCAAGUCAUAUAUCUGUCCCCUGAGAAGCUAAUGGAAUCGGACCGGUACGUGUGCGAAACGUGCAACAUGAGCUUCCACCGGGAGCAGAAUCUGCAGAUGCACCGGCGGCGGCACAAGGUGCCGUGGCAGCCGCAGAAGGCGGCGGCGUGUUCGCCGCCGCAAGAGGUGGCGCGGAAACGCGUGUACGUGUGCCCGGAGCCGAGCUGCGUGCACCACGACCCGAGCCAUGCGCUGGGGGAUUUGGUCGGGAUAAAGAAACACUUCCGGCGUAAGCACUGUGACCACAAAGAAUGGGUUUGCGAGAAGUGCGGUAAAGCCUACGCCGUCCUCUCCGAUUACAAAGCUCACCUCAAAACCUGCGGCACAAAAGGCCAUUCCUGCGACUGCGGUCGCGUCUUUUCUAGGGUUGAAACUUUUAUUGAGCAUCAAGAUUCAUGCAAGCCGCCAAAGAGUUUCAGAGAAAGAGAAGCUCCAAAGCAAUCAGCCAUCAACUUGAAUUUGAUGAGUUUAGAGCCAAGAAUCUUCCAUCAUCAAUAUGACAAUAAUAAUAUGAUGAUCAUCAAUAAUACUUUCUCUCACCAUCAUCAGAAGCUUGAAGAACUGGAGUUAUUUCCACCUUCAAACUCAUCAUCAAAACCAUUUGCUGCAAGUACCCAAACCCCCAUGGAUGAAGAAGAAGACGAAGAGGAGGCGUCGUUAGAAGCACUGAGACUGAAGUUUGAGGCGGAGGAGAUGAUGAAAGUGGCGAUGGAGAAUAAGGCCAUGGCUGAAGAGAGGAGAAAGGAAGCAAAGUAUUUGUUUGAACUGGCGAAUCAAGAAAUGGCAAAGGCCAGGAGAAUCAGAGAACAAGUCUGGUUGGCUGACCUCACCACCUCUCAUCUCCUUUCAGACCACUGCUCAACAUCAUCAUCAUCAUCAACCCAAAUAAGAUGCAAUUCUUGCAGCAAACAACUUCAAUAAUCUCAACAACCUACCUUAUUCUAUGUUUCUCAUCAGCUACCACUCAAAUUAAAUAUAUAUAAGGUGAAAAUGGGUGCAAGCUAAGAACAGUACGUACGUGUAAUGUUUUUUUUUUUUUUUUUUUGGUUGCAUAUUCUGUGAAUCAAUUAAGGCUGUCUUUUCUUAGACAUAGUCAUGUUGGUAUUCCUGUUCUAGUGAUCUGCAGGCUUCGCUUGCUUUUCUUCCCUACUAUAUACAUGCAGGUACCCUAAUUUAUCGCUUUCUGGAA
Messenger RNA from Ipomoea nil (Japanese morning glory), 1440 nucleotides. Its product is annotated as protein SHOOT GRAVITROPISM 5-like. Lineage: Eukaryota; Viridiplantae; Streptophyta; Magnoliopsida; Solanales; Convolvulaceae. The transcript is spliced from 3 exons. Gene Ontology annotation, cellular component: nucleus. Bases 66 to 1172 code for a protein of 368 amino acids. The record is from RefSeq and is a predicted model, not a curated record. Gene Ontology annotation, molecular function: DNA-binding transcription factor activity.